Melospiza georgiana is the source of this 19504-nucleotide messenger RNA. It is a transcript of the gene NEB, whose product is annotated as nebulin. The coding region runs from base 245 to 19504 and encodes 6419 amino acids. The transcript is spliced from 140 exons. Gene Ontology annotation, molecular function: actin filament binding. The record is from RefSeq and is a predicted model, not a curated record. Lineage: Eukaryota; Metazoa; Chordata; Aves; Passeriformes; Passerellidae. Gene Ontology annotation, cellular component: Z disc. Gene Ontology annotation, biological process: cardiac muscle thin filament assembly.
ACGUCACCAGGAGCCACCAAAGCCCCUCGCUCUCACCCAGUGCUGCUCAGGAGGGAAGACUGGAGAGCCUUUGCUCCAAAGGAUAUUUACUGGAUGUCGCUGGUCUGAAGAAACAGAGAGAAAAAACCCACAAGAGCUUAAAAAAAACCCAACCCCAGAGCAUCUCUGUAGGCUGAUGCUGGGAAGGCAGAAAUUGCCUCAUUAACCUAAGUGAGUGGGGGAGAGACAGAAGCAAACCCUCAGAAUGGAGGAAGAAGAAUAUGAGGAAGUUGUGGAGUACUACAUUGAGGAGACAGUUAUUGAGGAGGGUGAGCCACACGAGGUGGUCACAGAGAUCACUGAGACCAUCAGCACAGAGUACUCAGUCCCUGAGACCACCACAACCACCACGUACACAGCUGAGCACACCCAGCCCUCCGUGGAGGAUGCAGCUCCUCCCAUCAGGAAGAAAACAAUCCGGACAAAAGUGGACCCAUCCAAGUUUCUGACACCUUACCUGGAACACAGCAAUAAAAUGAAGGACUUAUUCAGUGAGAACAAGUACAAGGAAAAAUUCAGAAAAGAAAAAGGAAAGCCAUAUGCUUCCACAGUCGAUACCCCAGAAAUCCGGAGGAUCAAGAAAGUGCAGGACCAGCUCAGUGAGGUUAAAUACCGCAUGGCUGGGGGAGUUGCCAGAACCAUUUGCCACGUGGAUGAAAAGGCCAUGGAUAUAGAACAUGCAAAGAAAGUGUCACAGCAAGUGAGCAAGGUAUUAUAUAAACAGAACUGGGAGGAGAAUAAGGACAAGUACCUGCUUCCCCCUGAUGCUCCAGAGCUUGUGAAUGCAAUAAAAAACACAGCAAUGUUCAGCAAGAAACUCUAUACUGAAGACUGGGAUGCAGACAAAACGUUGUUUUAUCCCUACAAUGACAGUCCAGAGCUCAGAAGGGUGGCACAGGCUCAGAAGACUCUGAGUGAUAUUGUCUACAAAAAGGGGCACGAUGAAAGGAAAGCAAAAUUCACCUCUCUGCCAGACCCCCCUGAUGUGGAACAAGCCAAGAAGGUGUCACGGCAGCUGAGUGAUGUUAUUUACCAUGAGGACUAUAAAAACAAAAUCAAAGGCAAGUGGAGUCAAACUCCGUGCUAUGACGUGGCAGUUGCAAAAAUGAAUGCAGAAAAUCUAAGUAUGAGGAAAUACCAGGAAGACUUUGAAAACAUGAAAGACCAAAUCUACUUCAUGCAGACUGAAACUCCAGAAUACGAAGCCAACAAACGAGCUUCAGAAAACGUCAGCAAGUUCAAAUACAGAGCAGACUAUGAAAAGAAGAAAGCUGUUGCAGAUUAUAAUGUGCUCCCUGCUACAGAGAACCCAUUGCUGAAGCAAUUAAAAACUGCAGCAAAUAUUCUGAGUGAUAAAUUAUACAAAGAAGCCUAUGAACAGUCCAGAGGAAACAAGAUGAAUUACUGUGAGACACCCAAGUUCCAGACUGAUGCUGCUCUGAAGAACUUUAGUGAUGUUAAGUAUAAAGAUGCAUAUCAGAAGAAUAUUUUGGGGCACUACUUGGGCAGCUUUGAGGACCCUCACCAAAUCCACUGCAUGAAGGUUGAAGCUAUGAAAAGUGAUAAAAAUUACAAAGCAGAUUAUGAGGAGGAAAAGACAAAGUGCUACUUCCCUCAGACCAUAACUCAAGAGUAUGAAGCAAUCAAGAAGUUGGAGCAAUGUAAAGAUUACACCUACAAAAAGCAUCCUGAUCAAACCAAAUUCACUUCAGUGACUGACUCUCCAGUACAGAAACAAGCAGAGAUCAACAGCAAACAGCUGAGUGAUAUUUUGUAUAAAUCUAAAGGGGAAGAAAUUAUUCACAAGUACCACCUCCCUCCUGAUGUGCCUCAGUUCAUCCAGGCUAGAGUCAAUGCCUACAACAUCAGUGAUGCUAACUACAAAGCAGACUGGAAGAAAACCCUUGCCAAAGGCUAUGAUCUGAAGCCAGAUGCCAUUCCAAUUAUUGCUGCUAAAGCUUCUCGGAAUAUUGCAAGUGAUUACAAAUACAAGGAGUCCUAUGAGAAAGACAAAGGCAAACAGGUUGGGUACCGGAGCCUGCAGGAUGAUCCCAAACUUGUGCACUACAUGAACGUGGCCAAAAUCCAGUCGGAUCGGGAAUACAAGAAGGAUUAUGAAGUCACCAAGACCAAAUAUCACGCUCCUCUGGAUAUGUUCAGUGUGACAGCUGCCAAGAAAGCCCAGGAAGUGGUGACAAACGCUGGCUACAAGCAGCCAAUUCACCAUUACACCCUCCUGCCUGAUGCUGUGAACCUGGAGCUCUCCAAAAAUGUGAUGCAGCUUCAGAGUGAUAAUCUGUACAAAUCUGACUUCAAUAACUGGCUGAGAGGAGUUGGCUGGGUCCCAAUUCAGUCACUGGAUGUAGAAAAGGCCAAGAAAGCCACGGAGAUUCUCAGUGAGAAGAAGUACCGCCAGCAUCCCGACCAGCUCAAGUUCUCCAUCCCCAUGGAUGCCAUGGAGCAAGUGCUGGCAAAGCAAAAUGCCAAGACCAUGAACAAGAGGCUGUACACAGAUAAGUGGAACAAAGAGAAGACCAGCAUUCAUGUGAUGCCAGACACCCCAGAAAUCCUGCAGUGCAAAGUGAACCAGAUGACCAUGAGUGAUAAACUUUACAAAGCUGGAUGGGAGGAGGACAAGAAGAAGGGUUAUGACUUGCAGCCAGAUGCAAUUCCAAUAAAAGCAGCCAAGAGCUCCAGGGACAUCGCCAGCGAUUAUAAAUACAAACUGGCCUACGAGAAGGCCAAAGGGAAGCACAUCGGCUUCCGCAGCCUGGAGGAUGACCCCAAGCUGGUGCACUUCAUGCAGGUGGCAAAGAUGCAAUCUGACAGGGAGUACAAAAAGGGUUAUGAGAAGGCCAAGACUAACUUCCACACUCCAGUUGACAUGGUCAGUGUGGUGGCAGCCAAGAAAGCCCAGGAAGUGGCUACAAAUGCAAACUACAAGAACUUAAUCCACACCUACAACGUCCUGCCAGAUGCUAUGAGCAUUGAACUGGCCAAAAACAUGAUGCAGUUACAAAGUGAUAAUCAAUACAAAGCAGAGUAUGAUGAAACUAUGAAGGGUGUUGGGUGGCUCCCACUGGGCUCCCUGGAAGCUGAGAAGAACAAAAAAGCCAUGGAAAUCGUGAGCGAGAAGAAAUAUCGCCAGCAUCCAGACAAGUUGAAGUACUCUGUUCCUAUGGAUUCCAUGAACAUGGUCUUGGCUUUAAAUAAUGCCAAAAUCAUGGAUGAGCACAAGUACAAACAAGCCUGGGAAGAAGACAAAAAGAAAAUUCAUAUCACCCCAGAUAUUCCACAGAUUGUUUUAGCAAAAGCAAAUGCAUUCAAUUUAAGUGAAAAAAUGUACAGAUCUUCAUUUGAAGAAACCAGGAAGAAAGGAUAUGAUCUCAGGGCUGAUGCUAUUCCUGUCAAAGCUGCCAAAGCUUCCAGGGAUAUUGCCAGUGAUUAUAAAUACAAAAUAGGGUAUGAAAAAGACAAAGGGAAACUCGUCGGCUUCCGCAGCCUCCAGGAUGAUCCCAAACUUGUCCAUUGCAUGCAAGUGGCCAAGAUGCAGUCAGACAGGGAGUACAAGAAGGCCUAUGAGGCGAGCAAGACUCAUUACCAGACACCUUCUGAUGCCCUCAGCGUGGUGGCAGCCAAGGAGGCCCAGGACCGUGUCACCAACACCAACUACAAACGCCUGAUCCACCAGUACAUGCUCCUGCCAGAUGCAAUGAGUCUGGAGCUGUACAGAAACAUGAAUCAGAUCCAAAGCGAUAAUGAGUACAAGCAGGAUUACAAGGAGUGGUUCAGGGGCAUUGGUUGGAGUCCCAUUGGUUCUCUGGAUGUGGAGAAAUCAAAGAAAGCCACGGAGAUUGCGAGCGAUCGGAAGUACCGCCAGCACCCCAGCAUGUUCCGCUUCACCAAACAGAACGAUGCCAUGGACCUGGUCCUUGCCAAGCAGAAUGCAAAUAUCAUGAACAAACAUGCUUAUACCGAAGCCUGGGAGAAGGAUAAAACUCAGGUCCACGUGAUGCCAGACACACCAGAUAUUCUACAAGCCAAACAGAACAAGACAAACUACAGCCAGAAACUCUACAAGCUUGGCUGGGAGGAAAUGAUAAAGAAAGGCUAUGACCUCACACCUGAAGCCAUGUCAGUGAAAGCUGCCAAAGCUUCAAGGGACAUUGCAAGUGAUUUCAAGUACAAAGAAGGAUACCGCAAGCAGCAGGGACAUCACAUCGGGUUCCGCAGCCUGCAGGAUGACCCCAAGAUGUUGUGGUCCAUGCAAGUAGCUAAAAUGCAGAGUGAGAGGGAGUACAAGAAAGACUUUGAAAAGUGGAAGACCAAGUUUAAUAUGCCUGUGGAUAUGCUGGGCUUCCUUCUGGCCAAGAAGUGUCAGGAGCUGGUCAGUGAUGUGGACUACAAACACAUACUGCACCGCUGGACUUGUCUGCCAGACCAGGUCGAUGUCACCGAGGCAAGGAGGGUCAACGAGCUGCAGAGUGAUAACCUGUAUAAGUCAGAUCUGCAGUGGCUCAGAGGCAUUGGAUGGAGUCCUUUGGGAUCUCUGGAAGCUGAAAAGAACAAGAAAGCUUCUGAAAUACUGAGUGACAAGAAGUACAGGCAGCACCCAGACACAAUUAAGUUCACAAGUAUCCCAGAUGCCAUGGAUGUUGUUUUGGCAAAAUCUAAUGCCAAAAAUAGGAGUGAUAUACUCUACAGGGAAGCUUGGAACAAGGACAAGACUAAGGUUCACAUCAUGCCUGAUACUCCUGAAAUUUUGUUGGCUAAAUCAAACUUGAUUAACACAAGUGAUAAACGUUACAAGGUAGGAUAUGAAGAGCUGAAGAAGAAAGGCUACGACCUCCCUCCUGAUGCCAUCCCCCUCCAGGCAGCCAAGGCAUCCCGAGACAUAGCCAGCGAGUACAAAUACAAAACUGCAUACAGAAAACAGCUGGGCCACCACAUUGGGGCCAGGAACAUCGAGGAUGAUCCCAAGAUGAUGUGGUCGAUGCACGUGGCCAAGAUCCAGAGUGACAGAGAGUACAAGAAGGACUUUGAGAAGUCCAAGACAAGGUUCAGCAGCCCCGUGGACAUGCUGGGAGUGGUGUUGGCCAAGAAGUGCCAGGAGCUGGUUAGUGAUGCCGACUACCGGCACCCUCUGCACCGCUGGACGUGUCUGCCGGACCAGAACGAUGUUGUCCAUGCCAAGACAGUGUACGACCUGCAGAGUGAUAACGUCUACAAGUCUGACCUGCAGUGGCUGAGGGGCAUUGGCUGGUCCCCAAUUGGAUCACUGGAUGUUGAGAAGAACAAGAGGGCGAGUGAGAUUCUGAGUGACAAGAAGUAUCGUCAGCACCCAGACACCAUCAAAUUCACCAGCCUUCCUGACUCAAUGCCCAUGGUGCUGGCAAAGCACAACUCCAAAAUCAUGGACCAGCGCUCGUACAUCUCAGCCUGGGAGAAGGACAAAACCAGCAUUCACAUCAUGCCAGACACCCCUGGGAUCCUGCUGGCCCAGCAGAACAAAGUGAACUUCAGCGAGAAACUGUACAAGCAGGCGAUGGAGGAGGAGAAGAAGAAGGGCUACGACAUGCGGGCAGAUGCCAUUCCCAUCAAGUCUGCCAAAGCUUCCCGGGACAUUGCCAGUGAUUACAAGUACAAGGAAGGGUAUCGCAAACAACUGGGCCACCACAUUGGGGCCAGGAACAUUGAGGAUGAUCCCAAGAUGAUGUGGUCGAUGCAUGUGGCCAAGAUCCAGAGUGACAGGGAGUACAAGAAAGCCUUUGAGAAGUCCAAGACCAACUUCAGCAGCCCUGUGGACAUGCUGGGAGUGGUGUUGGCCAAGAAGUGCCAGGAGCUGGUCAGUGAUGCCGAUUACCGGCACCCUCUGCACCGCUGGACGUGUCUGCCGGACCAGAACGACGUUGUCCAUGCCAAGACAGUGUAUGACCUGCAGAGUGAUAACGUCUACAAGUCUGACCUGCAGUGGCUGAGGGGCAUUGGCUGGUCCCCAAUUGGAUCACUGGACGUUGAGAAGAACAAGAGGGCGAGUGAGAUCCUGAGUGACAAGAAGUAUCGUCAGCACCCAGACACCAUCAAAUUCACCAGCCUUCCUGACUCAAUGCCCAUGGUGCUGGCAAAGCACAACUCCCAAAUCAUGGACCAUCGCUCGUACAUCUCAGCCUGGGAGAAGGACAAAACCAGCAUUCACAUCAUGCCAGACACCCCUGGGAUCCUGCUGGCCCAGCAGAACAAAGUGAACUUCAGUGAGAAACUGUACAAGCAGGCGAUGGAGGAGGAGAAGAAGAAGGGCUACGACAUGCGGGCAGAUGCCAUUCCCAUCAAGUCUGCCAAAGCUUCCCGGGACAUUGCCAGUGAUUACAAGUACAAGGAAGGGUAUCGGAAGCAGCUGGGCCACCACAUUGGGGCCAGGAACAUCGAGGAUGAUCCCAAGAUGAUGUGGUCGAUGCAUGUGGCCAAGAUCCAGAGUGACAGGGAGUACAAGAAAGCCUUUGAGAAGUCCAAGACCAACUUCAGCAGCCCCGUGGACAUGCUGGGAGUGGUGUUGGCCAAGAAGUGCCAGGAGCUGGUCAGUGAUGCCGACUACCGGCACCCUCUGCACCGCUGGACGUGCCUGCCGGACCAGAACGAUGUUGUCCAUGCCAAGACAGUGUACGACCUGCAGAGUGAUAACGUCUACAAGUCUGACCUGCAGUGGCUGAGGGGCAUUGGCUGGUCCCCAAUUGGAUCAUUGGAUGCUGAGAAGAACAAGAGGGCGAGUGAGAUCCUGAGUGACAAGAAGUAUCGUCAGCACCCAGAUACCAUCAAAUUCACCAGCCUUCCUGACUCAAUGCCCAUGGUGCUGGCAAAGCACAACUCCCAAAUCAUGGACCAACGCUCGUACAUCUCAGCCUGGGAGAAGGACAAAACCAGCAUUCACAUCAUGCCAGACACCCCUGGGAUCCUGCUGGCCCAGCAGAACAAAGUGAACUUCAGCGAGAAACUGUACAAGCAGGCGAUGGAGGAGGAGAAGAAGAAGGGCUACGACAUGCGGGCAGAUGCCAUUCCCAUCAAGUCUGCCAAAGCUUCCCGGGACAUUGCCAGUGAUUACAAGUACAAGGAAGGGUAUCGCAAACAGCUGGGCCACCACAUUGGGGCCAGGAACAUUGAGGAUGACCCUAAGAUGAUGUGGUCGAUGCACGUGGCCAAGAUCCAGAGUGACAGGGAAUACAAGAAAGCCUUUGAGAAGUCCAAAACCCACUUCAGCAGCCCCGUGGACAUGCUGGGAGUGGUGUUGGCCAAGAAGUGCCAGGAGCUGGUGAGCGACGCCGACUACCGGCACCCUCUGCACCGCUGGACAUGCCUGCCAGACCAGAACGACGUUGUCCAUGCCAAGACAGUGUAUGACCUGCAGAGUGAUAACGUCUACAAGUCUGACCUGCAGUGGCUGAGGGGCAUUGGCUGGUCCCCAAUUGGAUCAUUGGAUGCUGAGAAGAACAAGAGGGCAAGCGAGAUCCUGAGUGACAAGAAGUAUCGUCAGCACCCAGACACCAUCAAAUUCACCAGCCUUCCUGACUCGAUGCCCAUGGUGCUGGCAAAGCACAACUCCCAAAUCAUGGACCAACGCUCGUACAUCUCAGCCUGGGAGAAGGACAAAACCAGCAUUCACAUCAUGCCAGACACCCCUGGGAUCCUGCUGGCCCAGCAGAACAAAGUGAACUUCAGCGAGAAACUGUACAAGCAGGCGAUGGAGGAGGAGAAGAAGAAGGGCUACGACAUGCGGGCAGAUGCCAUUCCCAUCAAGUCUGCCAAAGCUUCCCGGGACAUCGCCAGUGAUUACAAGUACAAGGAAGGGUAUCGCAAACAGCUGGGCCACCACAUUGGGGCCAGGAACAUUGAGGAUGAUCCCAAGAUGAUGUGGUCAAUGCACGUGGCCAAGAUCCAGAGUGACAGGGAGUACAAGAAGGACUUUGAGAAGUCCAAGACAAGGUUCAGCAGCCCCGUGGACAUGCUGGGAGUGGUGUUGGCCAAGAAAUGCCAGGAGCUGGUCAGUGAUGCCGAUUACCGGCACUACCUGCACCAGUGGACUUGUCUGCCAGACCAGAAUGAUGUCAUCCAUGCUAAGCAAGCCUAUGAGCUCCAGAGUGAUAACUGCUACAAAUCUGACCUUGAGUGGCUGCGGGGCAUUGGCUGGGUCCCAAUUGGUUCCUUGGAAGUUGAGAAGGCCAAGAAGGCAGGAGAGAUCCUGAGUGACAAAAUUUACCGCCAGCACCCGGACACCAUCAAGUUCACCAGCAUCCCAGAUUCUCUCCCAAUGGUGUUGGCCAAGCAGAAUGCAGACACCAUGAACAAGCGUUUGUACACUGAGGCCUGGGAUAAAGACAAGACACAAAUCCACAUCAUGCCUGACACGCCUGAAAUCACACUGGCAAGAGAGAAUAAGAAGAACUACAGUCUGAAACAAUACAGGCAGGCCAUGGAAGAUUCAAAGAAGAAAGGCUAUGAUUUGAGAGCUGAUGCCAUCCCCAUCCAAGCAGCCAAAGCAUCCAGGCAAAUUGCCAGUGAUUACAAGUACAAGGAAGGGUACCGCAAACAGCUGGGCCACCACAUUGGGGCCAGGAACAUUGAGGAUGACCCCAAGAUGAUGUGGUCAAUGCACGUGGCCAAGAUCCAGAGUGACAGGGAGUACAAGAAGGACUUUGAGAAGUCCAAGACAAGGUUCAGCAGCCCUGUGGACAUGCUGGGAGUGGUGUUGGCCAAGAAAUGCCAGCAGCUGGUGAGCGACGCUGACUACCGGCACUACCUGCACCAGUGGAUCUGUCUGCCCGACCAGAACGACGUGAUCCACGCCAAGCAAGCCUACGAGCUCCAGAGUGAUAACUGCUACAAAUCUGACCUGGAAUGGCUACGGGGUGUUGGCUGGGUCCCAAUUGGUUCUUUGGAAGUUGAGAAAGCCAAGAGAGCAGGGGAGAUCCUGAGUGACAAAAUUUACCGCCAGCAUCCAGACACCAUCAAGUUCACCAGUGUCACGGAUUCCCUGGAGAUGGUGUUGGCCAAGCAGAAUGCAGACAUCAUGAACAAACGUUUGUACACUGAAGCUUGGAACAAAGACAAGACCUCGAUUCAUGUCAUGCCUGACACCCCAGAAAUCCUGCUGGCCAAACAGAACCGAGUGAACUACAGUGAGAAAAUGUACAAACUGGCCUUGGAGGAGUCAAAGAAAAAGGGCUAUGAUUUGCGAUUUGAUGCCAUUCCCAUUCAGUCUGCCAAAGCCUCCAGGGAGAUUGCCAGUGAGUACAAGUACAAGGAAGGGUAUCGGAAGCAGCUGGGCCACCACAUUGGGGCCAGGAACAUCGAGGAUGACCCCAAGAUGAUGUGGUCAAUGCACGUGGCCAAGAUCCAGAGUGACAGGGAGUACAAGAAGGACUUUGAGAAGUCCAAGACAAGGUUCAGCAGCCCCGUGGACAUGCUUGGAAUUGUGUUGGCCAAGAAAUGCCAGCAGCUGGUGAGCGACGCUGACUACCGGCACUACCUGCACCAGUGGAUCUGUCUGCCUGACCAGAACGACGUGAUCCACGCCAAGCAAGCCUACGAGCUCCAGAGUGAUAACUGCUACAAAUCUGACCUGGAAUGGCUACGGGGUGUUGGCUGGGUCCCAAUUGGUUCUUUGGAAGUUGAGAAAGCCAAGAGAGCAGGGGAGAUCCUGAGUGACAAAAUUUACCGCCAGCAUCCGGACACCAUCAAGUUCACCAGUGUCACGGAUUCCCUGGAGAUGGUGUUGGCCAAGCAGAAUGCAGACAUCAUGAACAAGCGUUUGUACACUGAAGCUUGGAACAAAGACAAGACCUCGAUUCAUGUCAUGCCUGACACCCCAGAAAUCCUGCUGGCCAAACAGAACCGAGUGAACUACAGUGAGAAAAUGUACAAGCUGGCCUUGGAGGAGUCAAAGAAGAAGGGCUAUGAUUUGCGAUUUGAUGCCAUUCCCAUUCAGUCGGCCAAAGCCUCCAGGGAGAUUGCCAGUGAGUACAAGUACAAGGAAGGAUACCGGAAGCAGCUGGGCCACCACAUUGGGGCCAGGAACAUUGAGGAUGACCCCAAGAUGAUGUGGUCAAUGCACGUGGCCAAGAUCCAGAGUGACAGGGAGUACAAGAAGGACUUUGAGAAGUCCAAGACAAGGUUCAGCAGCCCCGUGGACAUGCUUGGAAUUGUGUUGGCCAAGAAAUGCCAGCAGCUGGUGAGCGACGCCGACUACCGGCACUACCUGCACCAGUGGAUCUGUCUGCCCGACCAGAAUGAUGUCAUCCACGCCAAGCAAGCCUAUGACCUGCAGAGUGAUGCUGUUUACAAAUCAGACCUGGAAUGGCUGAGAGGCAUUGGAUGGGUUCCUAUUGGCUCCUUGGAGGUUGAGAAAGCCAAGAAAGCUGGAGAAAUCCUCAGUGACAGGAAGUAUCGGCAGCCUGCAGACAAAAUCAAAUUCACCAGCGUGACCGAUUCCUUGGCCAUGGUCUUAGCCAAGCAAAAUGCUGAGAUCAUGAACAAGCGCUUGUACACGGAAGCCUGGGAUGCAGACAAGAAGUCCAUCCAUGUCAUGCCUGACACACCAGACAUUCUGUUAGCAAAGGCCAACGCAGCCAACGUUAGCAAAAAACUUUAUAUACAAGCCUGGGAAGAUGCCAAAAAGAAGGGUUAUGACAUGAGAGCUGAUGCAAUUCCAAUCAAAACUGCAAAAGCAUCAAGAGAUAUUGCGAGUGAUUACAAGUACAAAGAAACCCACGAGAAGCAGAAAGGCCACUACAUCGGGUGCCCCAGUGCCAAGGAUGACCCCAAGCUGGCACAGGCCGCGCACGCCAUGGCCCUGCAGAACGACCGUCUCUACAAGAAGGCCUACAAUGAUUCCAAGACCCAGAUCCACAUCCCUGUGGAUGCCCUGUCAGUGCAGGCAGCCAAGGAGUGCCAGACCCUGGUCAGUGACAUUGACUACAGGCAGUACCUGCACCAGUGGACCUGCCUUCCUGACCAGAACGACGUGAUCCACGCACGGCAGGCCUACGACCUCCAGAGCGAUGCUGUGUACAAGUCAGACCUAGAGUGGCUCCGUGGAAUUGGGUGGUUGCCCAACGACUCUCCAGAAAUUAAGAGGGUGAAGAAUGCCCAGGAUCUCCUGAGUGACAACGUGUAUCGGACACCCAUUGACAGCGUGAAGUACACCAGUGUUGUGGAUUCCCCAGAUGUUGUUCUGGCCAAAACCAACGCUGAACAGAUCAGCGCUCAAAAAUAUAAAGAAGCCUGGGAAAAGGACAAGACUAUGAUCCACAUCAUGCCAGACACUCCUGAAAUCAACCUUGCCAAGGCUAAUGCUGUUAAUUACAGCCAGAAACAAUAUAAAGGAGCUUGGGACGAGCUGAAGAUGAGCUACGAUUUGAGAGCAGAUGCCAUUCCAAUUAAGACAGCAAAGGCUUCUAGAGAGAUUGCCAGUGAUUACAAAUACAAGCUGGAGCACGAGAAGCAGAAAGGACACUACGUGGGAGUGCCGAACGCAAAGGGAGAUUCCAAAAUCCAGUUUGCCCUGGACGUGGCCAAAGUUCAGAGCGAACGAGAGUACAAGAAGCACUUUGCCAAGCAGAAGACCCAGUGCCACCUGCCAGUGGAUAUGGUGUCCAUCGUGUCAGCCAAGCACGGGCAGGCCCUGGUGAGCGACGCCGACUACCGGCACUACCUGCACCAGUGGAUCUGCCUCCCCGACCAGAACGAUGUGAUCCAUGCCAGGCAAGCCUACGACCUCCAGAGUGAUGCUGUUUAUAAAGCUGAUUUGGAAUGGCUGCGGGGAAUCGGAUGGUUGCCAAAUGAUUCCCUUGGAGUCAAGCAUGUCAAAUAUGCUGGAGAUCUCCUGAGUGAGAGGAAGUACCGCACAAAAGCCGAAACUCUCCCGUUCACUCCCGUGGCUGACAGAGUUGAUUAUGUCACAGCAAAGAAUAGCACUGAAAUCCUCAGUGAUAUUAAAUACCACAAAGAAUGGAAUGAGGCCAAGACAAAUUAUACUCUCACAGAUACACCACAGCUGGACAUGGCCCGAGAGGCAGCCAGAAUUCUAAAUCAGAAUUUGUACAAGGAAAGCUGGGAGAAAGAAAAAGCCACUGGUUAUCUCCUGCCUCCUGACACGGUGCAGAUCUCUCAUGCCAAGCACUCGAGUGAUGUCCAAAGUGAGCUGAAAUACAAAGCUGAGUAUGUCAAGCAGAGGGGGCACUACGUGGGAGUUCCCAAGAUGAGGGAUGACCCCAAGCUGGUGUGGUACGAGCACGCGGGCGAGAUCCAGAACGACAGGCUGUACAAAUCAGACUACAACAAAACCAAGUCCAAAAUCCACAUACCUUCAGAUGCCAUGGCAGUUGUGGCAGCAAAGGAGGGCCAGAACUUGGUCAGUGAUGUUGACUACAGGCAGUACCUGCACCAGUGGACCUGCCUUCCUGACCAGAACGACGUGAUCCACGCACGGCAGGCCUACGAUCUGCAGAGUGAUAAUGUCUACAAAGCUGAUUUGGAGUGGCUCCGUGGCAUUGGUUGGAUCCCUCUUGAUUCAGUGGAGCAUAAGAAGGUUAAGAAUGCACAAGAACUGAUAAACAAGAGAGCAUACACCAAAGAAGCCCUGGAUAACUUUUCCAAAUACACCAGCGUGGUUGACACUCCUGAGAUCACUUUGGCAAAGAUGAACUCUGUCAAUCAGAGUGAUCUAAAAUACAAAGAAACAUUUAACCAGGAGAAAGGCCAGUACAUUGGGUCUGAUGAUACUCCUGCUCUGCACCAUGCCAAAGACAUGGCCUUGCUCCACAGUGAGAAACAUUACAAGAAGGCUUGGGAACUGAGCAAGCCCAUUGGAUACUCUCUGGAUGAGAAAUAUGUUCCACUUGUGGGAGCCAAACAUGCAAACCAAAUCAACAGUGAGCGUAAAUACAAGGAAAUAUAUGAGAAGCUGAAAGGCCAUUACCUGGCUGGGAAGGAUAUUGGUGAUUUCCCCAGUGUCAUUCACUCCCGGGAAUUCCAGAAAAUGAGGAGCGCGCUGGCCUACAGAAAGAACUAUGAAGACACCAAGAAGAAUGUCCAUAUCCCCACUGACAUGAUGAACCACGUCCUGGCCAAGAAGUGCCAGCACAUCCUCAGUGACCUGGAGUACCGCCACUACUUCCACCAGUGGAGCUGCUCCCCUGAGGAGAACGAUGUCAUUCACGCCAGGAGAGCCCAGGAGAUCCUGAGUGAUUCUGUGUAUAAAGAUGACUUAAACUGGCUGAAGGGACUUGGAUGUUACGUCUGGGAUACUCCACAAAUCCUACAGGCUAAGAAAUCCUAUGACCUGCAGAGCCAGAUAAAAUACACCUCUGCAGGGAAGGAGAACUUCCAGAACUUCAGUGUGGUUACAGACACCCCUGUCUAUGUGACUGCUCUGCAAAGUGCUGCCAACGCCAGCGAGGUGAAGUACAAGGAGGAAUUCCACAAAACUAAGGACAAGUACACAACUGUGACUGAGACAGUGGAUUCAGAAAGAGUUCAGAGUUUGAAACACCUCUAUAGUAAUAAUCUCUACAAGAAGGCCUGGGAUAAAGUGAAGGCCACCAGCUAUGCACUGCCCUCAGAUUCUGUAGCCUUGGCACGUGCUAAAGAACUGAAGCACAAUGCAAGCAUUGUCAAAUACCGUGAGGAAUAUGACAAGUUCAAAGCCCUGUACACCCUCCCCAGAGGUGUUGAGGAUGAUCCCAACACAGAAAGGUGCCUCAGAGUUGGGAAGCUCAACAUUGAUCGCCUGUACAAAGAAGCCUAUGAGAAGACCAAAGCCAAGGUGCACAUUGUGCCAGACAUGAUGGACAUCAUCUCAGCCAAGGAUGCCCAGAAGAAGAUCAGCGAGGUCGAUUACCGCACGCGGCUCCACGACUGGCUGUGUCUGCCAGACCUGCAGGUCAACAUCCAUGUGAGACAAGUCACAGACCAAGUCAGCGAUGUGAUCUACAAGGAUGAUCUGAACUGGCUGAAAGGCAUUGGCUGCUUUGUCUGGGACACUCCUGAAAUCCUCCAUGCCAAGCAAGCCUAUGACCUUCGCAGUGAUAUUAAGUACAAAUCUAAGGCAGAAAAAAUGAAGAAGGACUUCACUGUGGUCACAGACACUCCUGUCUAUGUCCAGAAUGUGAUCAGUGCCUUGAAUUUAAGUGAAGCUGUCUAUCGUGGUGAUUACAAGAAGAAUGUCCAAGGCAAGAUGAUCCCCACUGAUAAAACAGUGGAUCUGGAGCGGGCAUACAAUGCAAACAAAAUACAGAGUGAGAAUUUGUAUCGCUGGGCUGGUGUGAAUGCUCUGCCCACGGGGUACAGCCUUCCCACGGACACUCCCAACUUCCAGCACGCCAAACACGUCAAGCACAUCAGCAGCGAUCUGAAAUAUAAAGAAGCCUAUGAACACAUGAAAGCCAAGGGCUACACUCUGGGACCUAAAGAUGUUGGCUUUGAAAAUGUGAGGAAAGUCAAUCAAGCCAUUAAUGAGAGGCUGUACAGGGCAACCUACCACAAGAACAAGGACAAGAUUCACACCACCCCUGACACACCUGAAAUCCGCCAAGUCAGAGCCACCCAGGAGGCUGUCAGCGAUCUGAUCUACAAGUCAGAUUUCUUCAAGAUGCAGGGCCACCUGAUCUCCCUGCCCUACACCCCUCACGUGCUGCACUGUCGCUAUGCUGGGGACAUCACCAGUGAUAUUAAAUACAAAGAGGACCUGAGGUGGCUGCAGGGCCUGGGCUGCUUCCUCUAUGACACUCCUGACAUGGUCCGUGCCCGUGAGCUCCGCAAGCUCUGGUCUAAUUAUAUCUACACAAGUACUGCCAAGAAAAUGUGGCCUAAAGUCCAGGUGGUGUUGGAUACUCCUGGAUACAGAGCAGUGCAGGAACUAAAAACCCAUCUGAGUGAGCUGGUUUACAGAGCUGCAGGCAAUGAGCUGAAGACAAAAUACACUUCCAUCCUUGAUACACCUGAUCUCAUAAGAGCCAAGACAGGACAGAAAAUACAGAGCCAGUACUUGUACGUGGAACUUGCCACAAAGGAGAGACCCCACCAUCAUGCUGAUGGUCAGACUCAAGCCUUUGCACAUGCCAGGAGUGUCAAGGACAUGAUCAGUGAGAAAAAGUACAAAAUCCAGUAUGAGAAGAUGAAGGACAAAUACACCCCUGUCCCCGACACGCCAGUGCUGAUCAGAGCCAAGAGAGCCUACCUGAAUGCCAGUGAUCUGCGCUACAAGGAAACCUUUGAGAACACCAAGGGCAAAUACCACACUGUGAAGGAUGCUCUGGACAUUGUCUACCACAGGAAGGUCACUGAUGACAUCAGCAGCGUGAAGUAUAAGGAGAAUUACAUGAGCCAGCUGGGGAUCUGGAGAUCCAUCCCAGACAGGCCCGAGCACUUCCACCACCGCCUGGUCACGGAUGCCAUCAGUGAUGUUAAAUACAAGGAAGACCUGGAAUGGCUCAAAGGCACUGGCUGCUAUGUGUGGGACACUCCAGCUUUUGUCCUGGCAGAGCAGAAUAAAGUGCUCUACAGUGGGUGUAAGUACAAGGAGAACUUUGAGAAGACCAAGUCCAAGUUCAAGUACGUGGCUGACUCUCCAAGCAAUGAACAUUUUAAAUAUGCAACUCAGCUGACAGAUAUGAAAUUAUAUAAAGCAGCCUAUGAGAAGCUCAAAGAUAGGUACAGCGUUAUUGUGGAUGAUCCCAGGAACCUGCUGGCCAAGUGGGGCAGCACCCUGAGCAGUCAGAUUCAGUACAAGAAGGACUAUGAGAAGAAGAAAGACAAAUACACCACAGUUCUGGAUACUCCAGAGUAUUUACGGACCACAAAGGUCAACAAGCAGAUCAGUGACAUUAUUUACAAGCUGGAGUACAACAAAGCCAAGCCCAAGGGCUACACCACCAUCCAGGACACGCCGAUGCUGCUGCACGUGCGCAAGGUCAAGGACAGGAUCAGUGAUCUGAAAUACAAAGAAAUGUAUGAGAGGAGCAAAUCUCGCUGCAACGUCGUGGCAGAUUCAGUUCACAUCAAAACUCCCAGGCACGCCUACAAACUGAACAGCAACCUGGAUUAUAAGAAGAAAUACGAAGCAGCCAAAGCCCACUGGCACCUGAUUGCUGACAGGCCUGACUUCAUCCAGGCAGCCAAGUCCUCUCUGCAGCAGAGUGAUUACGAAUACAAACUGGACCGGGAAUUCCUCAAGGGGUGCAAACUCUCUGUCACAGAUGAUAAAAACACAGUGCUGGCCCUCAAUAAUGCCAUCCUGGCCAGUGAUAUAAAAUACAAAGAGAAGCACAACAAAGCCCGUGGGACCUACCACGUUGUUCCAGACACCCCUCAGAUCCUGCUGGCUAAGAACGUCAGCUCCCUGGUGUCUGAGAACAAGUACAAGGAGCAGAGCAAGAAGCAGCUGCCCCAUGGCUCCUUCACCACCCUGCCCGAGACCAGGGACACUGUCCACGUCAAGGAGGUGACCAAGAACGUCAGCGAGACAAACUACAAGAAGAAGUUUGUGAAGGAGAAGGGCAAAUCCAAUUAUUCUGUCAUGCUGGAGCCUCCUGAGGUGAAACAUGCCAUGGAAGUGGCUAAAAACCAGAGCACAAUUGAAUACAAGAAAGAUGCCAAGUCCAAACUCCACUACACACCUAUAGCAGAUCGACCAGAUAUUAAGAAAGCAACUCAGGCUGCCAAAUUAAUCAGCAAUAUUGAAUAUAAGAAGCGUGGAGCAGCAGGUGUGGGUGUGACCAUGCUGGGACGUCCAGACAUUGAGCUGGCCAAGGAGGUGUCCAAACUGACCAGCCAGGUGAAAUACAAGGAGAACUUUGCCAAAGAGUUGGGUAAAAAGCCAAAAUACGACUUGAAGGAGGCCAAAAUCUACAAGACCCUGAAGGAUGCCCACAACAUGGCCAGUGAGGUGAAGUACAAGGCAGACCUGAAGAAGCUGCACAAGCCCGUGACGGACAUGAAGGAGUCGCUGCUGAUGAACCACGUGCUGAGCACCAGCCAGCUCGCCAGUGCUUACCAGUACAAGAAGCAGUAUGAGAAGAGUAAGGGUCACUACCAUGUGGUGCCAGAUAAUCUUGAACAGGUUCAUCUCAGGGAGGCCUCAGAGCUCCAGAGCCACGUGAAAUACAGAGAAAAGUAUGAGAAGGAAAAAGGAAAGCCCAUGUUGGACUUUGAAACUCCCACAUACCUGACUGCAAAGGAGUCUCAGCUCAUGCAGAGCGAGAAAGAAUAUAAGAAGGACUUUGAAGAGUCCAUGAAGGGCAGGAACCUCACUGGCCUGGAGGUCACACCAUCCCUCUUGCAUGUCAAAUAUGCCACCAAAAUAGCGAGCGAGAAAGAGUACAGGAAGGAUCUGGAGGAGGGAGUCAAAGGGAAAGGACUGACAGCCUUGGAGGAGACUCCAGACAUGCUGAGAGCCAAGAAUGCCACUCAAAUCCUGAACGAGAAGGAGUACAAGCGGGCCCUGGAGCAGGAGAUCCGCGGGAAGGGCCUGACCGAGCUGGCGCUGGAGACGCCGGAUUUCGUGCGCGCCCGGAACGCCACCGACAUCGCCAGCCAGAUCAAAUACAAACAAUUGGCAGAAAUGGAGAAAGCCAACUACACCAGUGUUGUUGAUACUCCAGAGAUUAUUCAUGCCCAGCAGGUCAAGAACCUUUCCAGCCAGAAAAAAUACAAAGAAGAUGCAGAGAAAAGCAUGCCCUACUAUGUGCCUGUGGCUGACACACCAGAAAUGCAGAGGGUCCGAGAGAAUCAGAAGAACUUUAGCAAUCUUCAGUACCAGUCAGACCUACAGAACAGCAAAGGAAAAGUCACAGUGGUUCAGGACACCCCAGAAAUCCUGAGGGUGAAGGAAAACCAGAAGAAUUUCAGCUCGAUUUUGUAUAAAGAAGAUAUUGGAACUGGAACCACAAUUGAAAAGACCCCAGAGAUGCAGAGAGUUAAACGAACCCAGGAUAAUAUCAGCUCGGUGAAGUACAAGGAGAGCAUUGGCAAAGGGACUCCCAUUCCCGACCUGCCCGAGGUGAAGCGCGUCAAGGAGACCCAGAAGCACAUCAGCUCGGUGUUGUACAAGGAGGAGCUGGGCACAGGCACCCCCACGCCCGUGACCCCAGAAAUGGAGCGGGUCAAACGCAACCAGGAGCAGAUUAGCUCGGUGUUGUACAAGGAGGGGCUGGGGGUUGGCACCCCAGUUCCUGUCACUCCUGAGAUGGAGAGGGUCAAACGCAACCAGGAGAAUUUUAGCUCGGUGUUGUACAAGGAGGAGCUGGGGAGAGGAACCCCCACCCCUGUCACCCCCGAGAUUGAGAGGGUCAAACGCAAUCAAGAACACAUUAGCUCGGUGUUGUACAAGGAGAACAUAGGGAAAGCCACCCCCACGCCCGUCACCCCCGAGAUGGAGAGAGUCAAACGCAACCAGGAGAUCAUUAGCUCGGUUUUGUACAAGGAAAAUGUGGGGAAGGUGACCCCGACCCCCAUCACCCCCGAGAUGGAGAGAGUCAAACGCAAUCAAGAGAUCAUUAGCUCGGUGCUGUACAAGGAGCACAUGGCCAAGGGCACCCCGACCCCGCUGACCCCGGAGAUGGAGAGAGCCAAACGCAACCAGGAGAACAUCAGCUCGGUUCUUUACUCGGACAGUUUCCGCAAGCAAGUCCAAGGAAAAGCCGCCUAUGUCCUGGACACGCCGGAGAUGCGGCGCGUGCGGGAGACCCAGAAACACAUCUCCACUGUGAAGUACCACGAGGACUUUGAGAAGAGCAAGGGGAGCUUCACGCCCGUGGUGACCGACCCCAUCACGGAGCGCGUGAAGAAGAACAUGCAGGACUUCAGUGACAUCAGCUACAGGGGCAUCCAGAGGAGGGUGGUGGAGAUGGAGCGGAAACGCGUGGACCAGGACCAGGAGAACAUCACAGGGCUCCGGGUGUGGAGAACCAACCCUGGCUCCGUCUUCGACUACGACCCCGCCGAGGACAACAUCCAGUCCCGGAGCCUGCACAUGAUCUCAGUCCAGGCGCAGCGCCGCAGCCGCGAGCACUCGCGCUCCGCCAGCGCCCUGAGCAUCAGCGGCGCGGCCGACGAGAAAUCCGAGCCCUCGGAGGGCACCGAGCAGCGCCUGUCCUACUACAGCAACGGGGGCUUCUUCACCACCACGGCCACAGUGGGCUACAAGCAGGUCAAGACCAUUGAGCUGCCACAGCAACGCUCCUCCUCAGUGGCCACCCAGCAAACCACGGUGUCCUCGGUGCCUUCCCACCCCUCCACUGCUGGGAAGACGUUCCGGGCCAUGUACGAUUACACGGCGGCGGACGCGGACGAGGUGUCCUUCAAGGACGGGGACACCAUUGUCAACGUGCAGGCCAUCGACGAGGGCUGGAUGUACGGCACCGUGCAGAGAACCGGCAAAACCGGCAUGCUGCCCGCCAACUACGUGGAGGCCGUGUGA